AACGCUCUCUUCUUUCUUCCAAUUUUCUCGUGUUGGUGGCCGGGAAAUUACAUCUCCGCCCGCCGCCGGAGUAAAUCCAGGCUAUUUAAUCGGCGGAAGCCAUCCAUUUUGCUCGUUUCCGCGCCGGGAAUCAUUCGCCGCAGCUACUUUCACGUUUCGCCUCUCGUUGAGGGAAUUUUGGCAGAUCGAUCUAUCGUCGAUUUAGAUCUGGCGUUCCUAGGGUUCUUCACCGUUGGAGAUUCAUGGUCUCCGGUGAUUGCAUUUUGGAAUUCGUGGUGAAAUUGUGGGAAAUCUAGGGCUGUUAAUCGGAUUCCGGUGGAUUGAGUUUUGGGUGUCCAUGGAGAGAGGUGGCAGGAGAUCCGGCGAACCUCCAGGUAUAUUGAUAAAGAAAAGAAGUUCCUCUGGUUGCUUGAUUGUGAAGAAGAGCGAUGGGGUUGGUGGUAGAGUCUGCUCGUUUUCAGAUAGUCGUCCGAUUUUGGAUAGGAAGAGGUCUAGGAUAAUCAAGAGUGAUUCUGAGUCUAGCGACAAACUUACGAUUCCUUUUGAACAAGAUAUGAGACACUAUCGCAAUGUAGAAGAGAGUCGUUUUGGCUUGAAAAGGGAUUUGGUUGAGGGGAAUGGGGAUUGUUUUGUGAGAAAGAGCAGAGAGUGGAAGGAGAGUAAGAGGCAUAGAUUAGAUGAUGAUGAGGAUGAUGACGAUGAUGAUGAAAAUGAGGAGAGUGGAGACGAAUUGUUAGCAAUGAGGAUGAAGAGAUCCUUUGAUGGUAGUGAAGUUAAUUUGGGGUCUGGUCAAUUUGGCAUUGAUAGGGAAUAUGGAACUGGCUCUAGUAGCAAAGAUUUAGAUAUCGAGAAGAGAAGAAAACCAUGGUUAGAUGGAUCGGGGAACAUAGGUCUUGCUAAUCAAGGUUAUAGAAACAGGUGUAUGGUGAGUGGAAACGAUAGUAAAACUCAUGCGUUACAGAGGAAGUACAAGCGUGACAUGAAUUUCGAUGUACCGAUCAGGGUUCAGGGGAAAAAUGGUGUCCUCAAGGUGAUGCCGAAAAAGCUGAAUAAGGUGGGAGGGUUGCCGCAAAAUUUCACUGACAUGGAAGCUAAACAAAUUCAAUAUGGCUCAAAGGUUCAAGAGACUGGUAAAAUACGUGUUGCUAUCCAGUCCCCAACCUCUAUUAAAACGGAAAAUAUGGCGAAAUUGCUUCCCCCUGCGAGGAUUCAGUCAAAUGGGUUGAAAAUGGCCACGGCCUUAACCAGGAAGAGUAAGGGCCAGGAGCAAGAUUCUGAAGAUAGUGAUACUUCGGGGAGGCUACAGAAGAGAGUCAUUCAGCCUCAUAAGCUCUUCCAGAUAUCAAGCACUGGAGGAGAAAAACCCUCACCUGAAGCUUCAACGCCUCCAAAAGUCAGAGAUGGAAAGAUUAGGCGCGGUUCAGGCACGGAGAAACAGAGAUUACGUGAGCGAAUCAGGGAAAUGUUACUGGAAGCAGGGUGGACGAUUGAUUAUAGACCUAGAAGGAAUAGAGACUACCUAGAUGCAGUUUAUAUAAGCCCCAGGGGAACAGCAUACUGGUCUAUUAUCAAGGCUUAUGAAGCACUUCUUAAGCAGUUAAAUAGUGGGGAAAAAGUGACCAAGCCUUGUGAAGAUAGUUCCUCAUUUACUCUGAUCUCAGAUGAGAUACUCAGUCAGUUGACACGGAAAACCAAAAGAAAGAUUGAGAAAGAUAUGAAAAGGGAGGAACAAUGUGCCAGUGAUAGCGACGGACAAGCGACUUUUGGAAGAGAUUUCUCAGCUAAUAGAAACGAAGUAAGAAACGGUGAUAGAUAUGUUCGUAAUGAAGAGCGAAGCUUCUCUCCAGAGGGGGUUGCCAUGUCAAUAAAGAAUGAGGUUAAUGACAGAGACGGCUCACUGGGUACAACUUCAAAAAGCGAAAGCCCUUUGCAUCGCCAAACUGAAAGAUCAACUUGUUCCUCCUCUCACCGUGUGGAUGGAGGGAAAAGUACCAAACAUAGUAGGAGUACAUUGUUGGUACGGCGUUCAAUCAAGGGAGAUAAUUCAGAGAGUGAUGGUUUCGUGCCUUCAUUUGAAAAACGUACUGUACUGGGAUGGCUGAUUGAUAGUGGAACCAUACAGUUGAGUGAAAAGGUGAUGUACAUGAAUCAACGACGGUCACGUGCUAUGCUUGAGGGUUGGAUAACAAGAGAGGGGAUUCACUGUGGUUGUUGUUGUAAAACUCUUUCAGUUUCGAAGUUUGAGAUACAUGCUGGAAGCAAAUUGCAGCAGCCAUUUCAGAACAUAUUUUUGGAUUCUGGGGUUUCUCUUCUUCAAUGCCAAAUCGAUGCAUGGGAUAAGCAAAAGGGUGUUGGGCACAUCGGUUUUUGUUCGGUAGAUGUAAUUGCUGAUGAUCCAAAUGACGAUGCUUGUGGUAUUUGUGGAGAUGGAGGUGAUUUAGUUUGUUGUGAUGGCUGUCCUUCAACUUUCCACCAAAGAUGCCUAGACAUACGGAUGUUUCCCAUUGGUGAUUGGCAUUGCCCCAAUUGUAUAUGCAAAUUCUGUAAGGCAGUUGUCGAAGAUUUUACUCAGAGUGUGGGUGAAAAUACCUGCAAAAUGUGUGAGAAAAAAUAUCACAAAUCAUGCAUCCUGGAGGCAAAUACUACCUCAGCUGGCACCACUGAACCAGUUGACUCCUUUUGUGGAAAGACGUGCAAAGCGCUCGCUGAAGGUGUCAAGAAGUAUGUCGGUGUCAAACAUGAGUUGGAAGCUGGAUUUUCAUGGUCUCUAGUUCAUAGGGAAUGCAAAGAUUCAGAGUUAUUCAUAGGCGGACACCCUCAUAACGUGGAAAGCAAUAUCAAGCUUGCCAUAGCUAUGACAGUCAUGGAUGAAUGCUUCCUCCCUAUUAUUGACAGGAGGAGUGGGGUGAAUAUUGUACGAAAUGUCCUUUACAAUUGUGGGUCGAACUUCAAUCGGCUAAAUUUUGGUGGAUUCUAUACUGCUUUACUUGAAAGAGGCGACGAAAUAGUCGCUACAGCAUCUAUUAGAUUUCAUGGAAACCGGCUAGCUGAGAUGCCGUUCAUUGGAACUCGGCAUGUCUACAGACACCAAGGGAUGUGUCGCCGGCUUUUCAGUGUUGUUGAAUCAGCUCUUCAACAUCUCAAAGUCAAAUUACUUGUUAUCCCUGCAACUGCUGACUUUAGCCAUGUUUGGAUAUCCAAAUUCGGUUUUAAACAUGUCGAUGAUUCUCUGAAGAAAGAAAUGAGGUCCAUGAAUCUACUAGCCUUUCCCGGCAUUGAUGUGUUACAGAAAGAGCUUUUAGCACCAAGACAUGCUGAGUCUGACACAGGCUUUGAUACUUCGAUCAAGGCUAACCAAGUGUCUGUCUUGGAGACAGCAUCACCUUCGGGAAAUAAACCGUUGUCAGAUGAUGAUGUGGUCAAACACCAAGUGUACGAGGAUGUCAAUUCCGCUUCCCGUGAUGGUUUAGUCCCGGGCUCAUACGACGAUGGAUGCUCUAAAAUGCAAGAGGCAGAGUUCAAAACAUCAACCAUGGCGGAGGCAUCAUCAGAGAUGGACUGCAAAACAAAUUCAUAUAGCGCUUUUGUUGGAGAAGAAGAAGAAGAGAAUUUGAUGGAGUCUCCUCCUCAAAAGAACAGCGACAUGGCUUUCUUGGAUCAUAUUAUCAGCUCCCCAGUGGAUACUGGUGAAACGGAAAACAGAGAAGAAGAUGAUGAUUUUCCGGCAAAGCAAUGAAGCAGAGUUAAAUUGUGAUCGCUGUUUAUUUUUUUUCCUUUUUUUAAUAGCAUUUUGGUGCUUUUCUAAAUAGAAUUUGUUAAUAAUGUCUAUAUUCGUUUUAUGCAUAUAUAUAUAAAUAUAUGUUCAUGGCCUCGUGCCUUCUCCUGCCGUCGAGCUUCACGACGGUGAGU
Eutrema salsugineum is the source of this 3909-nucleotide messenger RNA. Its product is annotated as increased DNA methylation 1. Lineage: Eukaryota; Viridiplantae; Streptophyta; Magnoliopsida; Brassicales; Brassicaceae. Gene Ontology annotation, biological process: negative regulation of DNA-templated transcription. Gene Ontology annotation, molecular function: transcription corepressor activity. The transcript has 8 exons. The coding region runs from base 338 to 3736 and encodes 1132 amino acids. The record is from RefSeq and is a predicted model, not a curated record.